This is a messenger RNA of Meira miltonrushii, 2079 nucleotides long. RefSeq names its product tannase-domain-containing protein. The transcript has a single exon. Bases 1 to 2013 code for a protein of 670 amino acids. The record is from RefSeq and is a predicted model, not a curated record. NCBI's taxonomy places the organism in Eukaryota, Fungi, Basidiomycota, Exobasidiomycetes, Exobasidiales, Brachybasidiaceae.
AUGCGCACCAGUUUAUCUUUUUCAUUUGCAUUCUGUGCACUUGCUAAUGUUGCUUCAUGCUUAUCCAUUCUAGGUAAGCGUAAUUCGGCUUUCAUCGCAGGAACAGAGGCGGAAUCUCUUUGCAUUCAACUUUCUCAAUCAUUCCGAGCUCCGUCAGGAGUCACAAUCAAUAAUACGUGGACUCAAUAUUUUCCUGAAGGUUCGCCUAAUUCUAUCGAAUUUUUGACUUCUUCUUAUCCAAACGGAACAAUUCCCGCUGGAGUGAAUGUGAAAAAGAUUUUAGAAGAUCUUAAACCUGAUUUUGAUGAAAAGUCACAAGGGGAAUACGGACGUUUGUCUCAAAAUGGUUUGCCAGCUUUCUGUCGAUUUGUUACAACCAUAAUUACAAGCGUAAACACAUCCGCUUUGAGCGAAGUUUGGCUUCCUCUUGCUUCGAAUUCUUCUGUACCACUUGCUACCCCAGUAGCUUCACAUUCGAAGAAACGAAGUUCAUCUCGUCAAGUUCGUUCGCUUCCCGGAGAAGAAAUACUCGGCUAUACACCCGGUUGGAAUGGUAGAAUUGCCAUUAUUGGAAAUUCAGCUCAAUUAGGCUUUGUUUCGAUGCCCACUAUGAAAAGCUAUUUGGGGAGAUACAUGUUUGUCGUUGCCGGAUCAAAUCUUGGACACUUUUCCGAUAAACUUUCUGUAGAUUGGGUUCUGAAAGGAGGAUUCAUAGAUACCUUAACGGAUUUUGCUUCAAGGGCAAAUCAUCUUACAACUUUACUCGCCGAAAGUGUGGUUGAUCAGUAUUACGGCAAAGAUUGUGAGCAUGCCGUUCGUAAUCCAAAAGAUAGCAAUCGCGUUUAUCGAUACUAUGUAGGCACAAGCGGAGGAGGUGCACAUGGCUUAUCAGCUUCACAAGUAUACCCGAAUGAUUAUCAUGGUAUUCUUACUGGUGCACCAACAAACAAUUUCAUGAAUCAAAUCGUUGGAAUACUUCAUACUACUUCUUUGCAUAAUAAGUCAUUCAUUGGCGAAGGAUAUUUCUCGAGAAAUGCUUUAUACGGUCCUGUUAAGGACAUUGUUACUCGUCAAUGCGAUGCUCUUGAUGGCUUGGAAGACGGCAUUAUCUCUGCGCCUACACUCUGCAAACCACAUCUGGAACCAGAAUUGCUCUGUGGCACAGGCAAGACAUAUGGUCAAUCGAACGCCACUUGUUUGACCCAAGCACAAAUCAAUGCAGUUUAUCAAUUGUAUAAUGCAACAUACCUUGAGGGGGAACAAGUGUAUCCAGCCUUUUGGCCCGGCUUGGAAGAUUCUGCGGCAAAAUUGAAAUCAUCAAAUCCAAUGGCAAGUGGUUGGUAUCAAUUGGUGGUGCAAAGGAAGUCAGCAUUGAAUGAUUCGUUCAACCCAUUCACUGACCUUCGUCUGUCUGAGCUAAAGGCAGGAAUUGCUGCAGACCCAGGAGGUGUGAAUUCGGCCAAAACGGAUUUGAGUAAAUUCAUCGGUGCGGGCGGAAAAAUGAUCAUAUAUCAAGGAUCAUACGAUCUUAUCCGCAGUCCGCAAGCAACAAUUGAUUAUUUUAACGAGAUGAAAGCAAACACUACAGCCGUCUUGGGAGAAGAUCUGGUUACCUCUUCCAUCAAACUGUACGAAGUGUUUGGUAUGCAACACUCCCGUAAUGGGCCUGGUGCAUCAAACUUUGGUGCACCUGAACAAAAUGAUAUUGGACAGAGACCAUACAAGUAUGAAUCAGGCUAUGAUAUCACUUUGGCAUUGAUCGCUUGGGUCGAAAAGGGAAUCGAGCCAAACGGUCAAAUUGCAUUGAAGUAUGAAGUGAAUCCUGUUCCGGUCACUUCCGCAAAUGUAAGCAAAAGUGAUCCGGCAGAUCAAUUACCCGCACAGAAUUUGCAAGAUUAUAAUUAUGGUGUUGUGUUCUCUCGAUUGCUUUGCCCUUAUCCAACAAGAGCUGUAUAUCAAGAUGGUGAAGACGCCGAUGACGAGGAUGGAUAUCAAGCUUUCUCUUGUAUCUAGUGUGAUAGUCGAUCUGUAGUCUGAAAUGCUAUACUGCUUCCUUCUCCUAUUUUGGCUAAACUUCUU